UGUUUAGCAAAAUGUAUUAAGUAUUUCACUUCCUUUCACGAAAUUCAUGUUUUAUGGAUUCGAUUUGAUCGCGAAGAACUCCCAGAGAGGCUCUAAGCUUUCAAAUGUUGAGAAACAUAUCUCUAAUACGAGCUCCACUCAGGUCUCUUCCUCAAGCUUUCCUUUCAUUGUCGCACUCUUGGUUGUGUUCAAGCCCAGUUCAUAUAUCCUCCAGAGUUUCUGUCGUUCAAUCGUCUUCGAUUUCUUUUAACCCCUCCAUUCCUGCAUCUUCUAUUCUUUAUUCUCCCUUCUCCAAUUCUUCGAGACGGAAAAAUGAGGUUAAACACGAUAGCGAUUUCGUCUACAAUCGAGACCCAGAAAGACCUCCCAAGCUGUUCGUUGUCCAACCUCGUAUUCGGCCUGAUACCCUCUUACAGGCGAAGCUCUCUGAAGCCCUAAACCUUGCCAAUUCUCUCGAAGAGCAGCGAGAUGGAGAACCCGGCGGUGAAUAUGGCAAGCGGGAGCUGCCGCCACAUCUUCUUGUUCAGAACCCAGCCGCCAGGUCUACUAAGGCACACGCAGACACAUAUUUUGGACCUGGAACUGUGGAGACAGUGAAAUGUCAUCUAAAUGCUGCAGAAUCCGAGGAAGAGUUGGAUGCAGUGUUUGUAAAUACCAUCCUUUCAGGGAUUCAGCAGCGAAAUUUGGAGCGUGCUUGGAGCAAACCUGUUUUGGAUCGUGUGGGUCUUAUAAUAGAGAUAUUCAAUGCACAUGCCCAAACAAAGGAAGCAAUGCUACAGGCAGAACUUGCAGCUCUUAUGUACAAGAAAACUAGGCUUGUCCGUGUAUGUGGCACAGAUGGACGUCUUACUUUUGGUGCAGAUGGAGAGGCUGAAGUUGUUAGUGCUCGAGGGAGAGGAAGUGGGGGACGUGGUUUCAUUAGUGGUGCUGGAGAGACAGAACUCCAACUUCAACGUCGAAGAAUCCUAGAGCGGCGGAAUCAUUUACUAUCCCAAAUUGAAGAAGUCCGUCGAACUCGAGCAGUGCACCGUGCUGCUCGCAAGAGGCGUGGAGGCUUAAAUGGUCAAGGCUUAGUAACUGUCGCAGUUGUUGGGUACACAAAUGCGGGGAAGUCAACUUUAGUUAGUGCUCUUUCAGACAGUGAUUUAUACAGUGAUGACAGAUUAUUUGCAACAGUGGAUCCUCGAUUAAGAAGUGUAAUUCUUCCUUCAGGGAGGAAAGUGCUUCUUAGUGAUACAGUUGGGUUUAUCUCAGAUUUACCCGUGCAGUUAGUGGAAGCAUUUCAUGCUACUUUGGAAGAAGUAGUGGAAGCAGACCUUCUGGUGCAUGUACUAGACUCGACUGCAGUCGAUCUGGAGGACCAACGGUCAAUUGUACUUGAAGUACUGCAGCAGAUAGGGGUCUCUGAGGAUAAGCUUCAGAAUAUGAUUGAAGUUUGGAAUAAGGUAGAUCUCCUAGAGAAGGAAGCUGGAGCUGACAAAUAUCUGGGUGAAGGAGAGGAUGAUGAAGUUUCUAGUUUCUCAGAAGCUGGGGAGGAUGAUGUAGUGUCUGAAAUGUCACCCAGUGAGUCCAUUGACGAGGAUGAUGGUGCAUCUGAGCUGUCAUCUCCUGAGAGUGUACAACCUUUGGGUGAUGAACAGGGUGAUGGCAUGGAGGAUUUGGAGACUCGGGAUGAGCAUCAAGGGGAGUCCCCUGAAGCCUGGAAAACCACGUCUAAUCCAGGCUCUGAAUUUCAAGGUCUUCAACAUGUGGAAACAUCUUCUAUCACGGGAGUUGGGUUGCAAGAGUUGCUAUACCUCAUUGACGAGAAACUAAAGAUACAGAAAACAGUGAAAAGGGAGACCUUAGAUCGUAAAUGGAGACCACCUCGUUCUGAGGACACUGGUACAGCAGUUGAACUCUAGUGGCCUGUAGACACAGUUGAAUAUUCUGCCUUGAAGAGUUGUACAGUUUAAAAAGGUGCCAAGAUGGUUGAAAAACCUAUAUGCACAUGGCUAUCCAACAAUGCUGGAGGAACUCCUGCUACUGCUAGGCUUCAGUUAUUUUUGCUGAAUUUUUCUCGUUUAAGAGGGGAAGUUUUUAAAGUAACAUAAACUAUUACUAUCUCAUGAGUUUGUUACCGUAAGAAACAAAUAAUUUGAUUGCUAGUUUAUAUGCGACUGCAAUCUAAGAGUAUCGACUGCAGUACAUGUCUACUUUGCCUGUAGAAUACGUUAAAAUAAAAUUUUUGAUGGAAUGAAUCAAAUACCAUUUGCAA
This is a messenger RNA of Macadamia integrifolia, 2257 nucleotides long. RefSeq names its product GTP-binding protein At3g49725, chloroplastic. Gene Ontology annotation, cellular component: cytoplasm. Lineage: Eukaryota; Viridiplantae; Streptophyta; Magnoliopsida; Proteales; Proteaceae. Bases 105 to 1904 code for a protein of 599 amino acids. The record is from RefSeq and is a predicted model, not a curated record. Gene Ontology annotation, molecular function: GTP binding; ribosome binding. The transcript is spliced from 14 exons.